Molecule: messenger RNA, 5085 nt
Organism: Anopheles merus
Lineage: Eukaryota; Metazoa; Arthropoda; Insecta; Diptera; Culicidae
Gene: Ddr
Product: discoidin domain-containing receptor tyrosine kinase B
Exons: 19
Coding region: 1328-4147 (939 amino acids)
Biological process (GO): multicellular organism development; protein phosphorylation; positive regulation of kinase activity
Cellular component (GO): signaling receptor complex
Molecular function (GO): ATP binding; collagen binding; protein tyrosine kinase collagen receptor activity
Source: RefSeq, a predicted model, not a curated record
CAUCGUCGCUGGCUGGCUGGCUGGCUGGCUGGCUGGCUGAAGUUGGUCGUGGCCUGCUCAGUUUCGGCUUAUGUUUCGCGCGGUUCACACCGGUGUACGGGUGACGUUCGCUGCUCUCGCUCUCGCUGUGUGUGCGGCACACCACUGCCACUGACGACGACGACGGCACGGUACGUGUGCGUGUGUUUCUCAAAUGCUUUUCGGGUCCCGUUUGUGGUCCGUGCCUUUGCCGUUGUUGGGUCAGUGAAGGAAAGUGAAAAAAAAAACGCGUGCUGGUCGCGGAAAAAAACGGUUGAAUGUUGGGAAUACAAUACUGAAUAGUGUGCUACUGAAUGGUUUGGGUGUGUGUUUUGUGACAACCGCCCCCCUUUCUGCCCAGUGCAGAAUGCACCCCUGUUGAUGCUAGAGGAGGGUGGCAAAGGUGGAAGCAUGUGAAUUGAAGCUUAAAGUGUUGUGCAUUCAGUGAAAUGAUUUAAUUAAAAUAAAAUUAAGAUGUAAAAUAAUAAAUAAAUAUCGAAAAGUAAUCAAUAAUAAGAAAGAUUCCAUUAAAAAAAGUGAAAGAUAUUAAGAAAAGUGUAAAAUAGUGGCAAAGUGGUGAAUUUUUCAAAUCUAAUUUCCAGCAAAAUCUGUAUAUUUGCUUCAUUUUACAAAAAUACUAAGUGCUUGUGAAUGAUUAAAUAAAAUCCAUUCGUGUGUUGUGAGUUUGCGAAAAUUACAAAAAUAUAAUUGAAAAGCUUAAAACAGCCCGAAACGUGAAAAAAGUGCACAGCAAAACGUGUAGCUGUGUAUCAUUGCUGUAGAGGGAAUUAUUAAACAAUUCAUCAUACACAAAAAAGCAUAACCAUCUGUCAGCCAGCAUCAACCAUUCGCAUCCAAUGUUAAGAAAUGACUAGUUCCGGUAUCAUCGUCCCGAAACUGAGCUCUUCAUACGCAUCCACCAGCUAGAAAGAGCGCGGAAGGACCAUUGCCUGCCUGCCUGCCUGAACGUAAUUGAUCGCUUCGGACAUCGUCAUAUUCAGUCGUCUCCUCUGCCCCGUGCAUUCAGUGUGCUACCGGAAGUAGAUAGAGUGUGUGAGUGCGUGAGUGUGUGUGUGUGUGUGAUUAGAUGGCAGUGUAAGUGCAUGGUAUUGUGUCUAUCAUCGGCAUCGAUUCAGCUCCAUCACGAGCGGAGUGAAUCCGAUUCGAAGGAAACGGUGAAACGAGAGUGCAAGGCAACGUAGCCACACAAAAAAACGAGCGCGUGUGAUUUCAGGAGGAGCAUCCAUUCCCCUUGGCCACCCGGGAAACGGUUCGGUCUGUGUUUUUUUCACGACUUUUGAAUGCGAACAUGGCAGCGGUACGGUCGCCGGCAGUGCUGGUAAAUGCCUGCACGACGUGGUGGGCACGGUUCGCGCUGGUGCUGCUGCUAAUGCAGCAAACAUUUCACGGCGUCCAAACGCUCGAUCUAGAGAAAUGCAAAAACCCAUUAGGCAUGGAAUCGUUCGCGAUUAAUGACUCACAAAUAACGGCCAGCUCGGCACACGACAUCGGCAACGUAGGACCACAGCAUGCCAGAUUAAAAGUGGACAACAAUGGAGGCGCCUGGUGUCCAAAGCACAUGGUGUCCCGCGGCCUGAAGGAGUAUCUGCAGAUUGAUCUGCUGAAAAUGCACGUCAUCACGGCGAUCAAAACACAGGGCCGGUUCGGGAAGGGUCAGGGCCGAGAGUACACGGAAGCGUACGCGCUCGAGUACUGGCGACCGGGCUUCACCAAGUGGAAGCGGUGGAAAAACACGCGCGACAAUGAGAUCCUUUCGGGCAACAUCAACACCUACAGCGAGGUCGAGCAGGCGCUGCAACCAAUUAUAUUCGCCUCGAAAAUUCGCAUCUACCCGUACAGCCAGUACGAUCGGACGGUUUGCCUGCGCGCCGAAAUCAUCGGAUGCGAGUGGGAAGAGGGUCUCAUCUCGUACAGCAUCCCGAAAGGUGUCAUUCGAGGCGUGGAGGUAGACCUCUCCGACCGCACGUACGACGGCGAGGGCGAAGGCGAUCGGCUUGUCCACGGGCUCGGCCAGCUGGUGGACGGUCAGAAAGGUGCGGACAACUUUCGCAUCGAUAUCCACGGCUUCGGUAAAGGGUACGACUGGGUCGGUUGGCGUAAUGAUUCACUCGGCUGGGCCGGCAAACCGGUCGAGAUGGUGUUCGAGUUUGACUCGGUCCGUAACUUUAGCUCCAUGGUGCUGCACACCAACAACAUGUUCAGCAAGGAUGUACAGGUUUUUGUGCACGCGAAAGUGUUCUUCAGCAUCGGUGGACAGCACUUUACCGGUGAGCCGGUCCAGUUUUCCUACAUGCCGGACACGGUCAUGGAAAAUGCACGUGACGUCACGAUCAAGCUACACCACCGGGUAGGUCGGUACGUGCAGAUCCAUCUCUACUUUGCGCUGCGCUGGAUCAUGCUGAGUGAAAUAUCGUUCAACUCUGCACCAGUGACGGGCAACUUCUCCGACGAAGAAGUCAACGGCAACUCGAUCUCGCAGGAAAACUCCAUCGAGUAUCCGCUGCAGCGCGACGAAUCGGGCAUAAACAUCGUCAACAAGGGCGAACGGAACCACGUGACGCAAAUUAUCUCCCCGAAACCGAUCGAUCAGGAACCGGAGCCACACUUUGUCGGUGUGGUGAUAGCGGCCCUGACCACCAUCAUCCUGCUGCUGAUCGUCAUCAUCAUGUUCAUCGUGGCGAAGAACAAGCGCACCCGGACCGCGGCCGUGCUCGACGCGCUGCAGCACAAUUUGCAUACGGACAGUUUGGGCAUCGAUAAGCGUCUGAACAGCAAUUUUAAGGUAUCGAUAGACGAUAAUGAAUCGAUUGAUAAGAGCAGCCUCUAUCACGAACCGUUCAAUGUAAAUAUGUACACCAGUGCCGCCAGCGGAUGCUCGAUGAGCGACAUGCAGCGCCAUCACAUCACACCGGACUAUACAGACGUUCCCGAUAUCGUGUGCCAGGAGUAUGCCGUGCCGCACAUGCAGGACCUCAUACCGAAGAUACCCGGCGGGUACGUGAGCGUGCGGCUGACGCCACCGACGCUGAACAACAUCUUCCCGAAGCCACCGCCCGUGCCGCCCCCGCCCGAGAAGUACUACGCCGCGACGGCCAUCUGCAAAUCGUCCACCACCCCAACGACACCGUCGAACCAGCAGCAGCAGCAGCAGCAGCAGCAACUGAACGCCUACAGCGACCUCGAUCUUGGCGUGUCCGAUGACGAUCUGCAGCUGAGCGAGUACCCGCGCGACAAGCUGGUGAUAGUGGAGAAGCUCGGCUGCGGUGCGUUCGGCGAGCUGCACCUGUGCGAAACGAAAGGAUACAGCACGAAUCUGGUGGCCGUGUCGACGCUGCGGCCAGGUGCAUCCGAUCACAUGAAGAAGGAGUUCCGCUCGAAGGCGAAGCAGCUCAGCCGACUGAACGAUCCGAACAUUGUGAAGCUGCUCGGGGCCUGCCUGAAGGACGAACCGAUCUGCAUCGUGCUCGACUACAAGUUCAGCACCGAUCUGAACCAGUUCCUGCAGGAGCACACGGCGGAAACGGGCUCGCUGGUGCAGCACAAUUCCUUGAGCUACGGGUGUUUAAUUUACAUUGCCACUCAGAUAGCCUCCGGAAUGAAAUACCUAGAACAGAUGAAUGUAGUGCACCGUGACUUAGCAACAAGGAGUUGCUUAGUUGGACCACAGCUGGAGAUUAAAAUCUGCACACUAGGAACUGUGAUAAAUCGCAUAGCAUAUCCUGCUGACUACUGCCACCUCGAAGGUGCCGGAAGACAAUCACAACCAAUGCCGAUUCGGUGGAUGGCCUGGGAGAGCGUACUGAUGGGCAAGUUCACCUCCAAGUCGGACGUGUGGUCGUUCGCUGUAACGCUGUGGGAAAUUUUGACCUUCGCCCGGGAGCAACCGUUCGAGAAUCUGAGCGACGACAAGGUGAUCGAGAACAUCGGUCACAUGUACCAGGACAACAAGAAACACAUUCUGCUUCCAAUUCCUGUCGGCUGCCCGCGAGAAAUCUUCGACCUGAUGUGCGAAUGCUGGCAGCGUAACGAGGCGAGCCGGCCAAACUUCCGCGAAAUUCAUCUGUUCCUGCAGCGGAAAAAUCUAGGUGAGUAUUUUCACCACCUGUAAAAUUGGAUUUAAAACAAAAAUGCGACCGAGCAAUCGAAAGUAAAACAAUGCUCUUUUUUUCUAUUCCUUUCGUGAUGAACACGAAAUGACCCUACCCCCGCGACUCACUGCACACCCAUACAUUGCACCUUCCAAACCCCAAAACACACAAACAAUUCCAUGAAAUCCACGCAGCCCAACCGCACACCGUUCUAGCUGAUCCAGUCCGGCUGAUGACGGCCAAGCGGACGAAAACGCUGACCCGAAAUUAGUGCAACCGGUCGGAAUAAAGCCCCAGCUGUUUGAGUGAAAGUCUUUCAAAAUCUUUAACCCCCGUUCCCCCGGGCCGGCAAGCAAAGGGGCAAGCUACCUGGUGCAACAAAGUCGCGAUGCUCACACAGACACACGGUGUACACGGUGUAACAACACUCAAGACACAAACACACACACACACGUACGAACGGAUUCAAACGACUAAGAAAUGUGAUUUUAAUACGACCACGCGUGGCCAGUGGGUGGGCCAGAGGAAGCAAAAGCAUACGGUAAACGAUGGACGGCUCAACACUAGUGAUAAUCUGCUGUAGUAGUGUUGUGUGCUUUAGGCUGAAAUCACAUCGAGCAUAAUAAUGUCGAACAGGGAAACAAAUCAUAUCGAACGCAACGCGCGGCACACUCGAACUCGCAGAAGCGUGCAGGUGGUGGACGUAGCAAGGUGGUAGUAGCAAGCGCGGAAACAUUGUGAAUAUGUUUUAAGGGUGCCAGGAGGAACAACUAUCGAUCCCACCUAAAACGUAAAUUUGAAAUUGGGAGCACACGAAAUUCGCACGACAAAACCGUGGACGAUUCCCCUCGGCUGAUCAAGCAUCCUGCAUGAAGGUAUGUGCGUUUAGUACAUUCGUUUCUAUUAAUCGCAUAAGAAACUGCAAACGAACUGGAUUAUUCGGUAUUAUUCAUUACUU